UCGCGGUUUUUUAUCUCGCUACACUAUCGGCCGAUAGCCUGACUUAACUUUUGACCUGUGUGCUAUCAAUUAUCAUUUAAGUUGUGCACAAACUGUGAUGCCAGUAAUACUCGGAGGUCCACAGUAACGCCUAGACAUGAAGCCGAAACCAGAUUCCCCGGUCUCUAUGAUCGACCCUUCACUGCUCCUGAGACCAGAGAAGGUAUACGAUGGCAAACCAGUGGACGCCUUCCGUAAUUAUGACAUUGAUGAAACGGACCCCAUCAAAGAACGUGUGCGCAGGACUUACUAUGAAAUGCAUACUAAGAUGACCGUGGAUUUUGUUAAAGGACGCAUGGGCAACUGGCUGAAAUUCAACCACUUCAAGAGCACGAUCAAAGACGCUCUGAUCAAGCUGAAUGAGCUGGUGGACGAGUCAGACCCGGAUACCGACCUGCCCAACAUCGUGCACGCCUUCCAGACUGCUGAGAGGAUCCGCAAAGACCAUCCCGACCAGGACUGGUUCCAUCUUAUUGGACUCAUACAUGACCUCGGAAAGGUGAUGGCUUUCUACGGCGAGCCUCAGUGGUGCGUGGUGGGUGAUACCUUCCCCGUCGGCUGCAAGUGGGGCAAGUCCAUCGUGUACGGUGAUGACAGCUUCAAGGAAAACCCUGACACUUACAACCCUAAGUACAACACGGAAUGCGGCAUGUACGAGCCCAACUGCGGCUUGGAGAAUCUGAUGAUCUCCUGGGGACACGACGAGUACCUGUACCGGGUGCUCGUACACAACAAGUCCAAAUUCCCCAAGGAAGGACUCUUCAUGAUCAGAUACCACUCCCUGUACCCAUGGCACGCAGGUGGUGACUACAAACACCUGAUGAAGGAAGGAGACGACGAGAUCAUGAAACACGUUCUCAACUUCAACCAAUACGACUUAUACACGAAGAGCGCUGGUAUCCCUGACAUUGAAGCUCUAUGGCCUUACUACGAGAAGCUGAUCGAAAAGUACAUCCCAGGAGUUCUGGAGUGGUAGACCAGGACAAGAGCACCCUGCACAGUACAAAUGUAUUUAAUGGAACAUCAUUAUUUUAGUAGGUAAUAAACUGUUUCACUAUCAAGAGAAAUUUUAGAAGUAAGUUUGCUUUCAAUGGUCUUGUUUUCGUUGAAACAAGUUGUGGCUAAAUGCGGAUUUCAAUUACGGACCUGCGAUUCCAGACUGUAUUUUGACGUUAGCUUCAUAUAAAUUGUCAAGUUUCAAUCUCUUACCACGAAGAAAUGGAUGGAUCGGUUAUUGAAAUCCAAGGUAAAAGUUUACAAGCCCUAUCUUAGAAUAUUGUCGAAUAUAUUCUGAUGGUUUUUCCAAUGAUAACUGAAGCAAGCAUGAAUAUAUGAAUAAGUAACUACUCUUACUAAAUAUAGAUACUAUUUUCCCAUUUUCACCGAAAACAAACGUCAGUUUUCGUAAAAUAUCUGUUUACUUUGAAAAUUGAACGUGAAAAUUCAUGGUAAACAGUUUCAGAAAAUUUAAAUUUACGUUGUCGGUGAACUCGGGUCUAUGUUAUAGAUAUAAUGUUAUUUCUAUUUGAGUUUUGAUGAUGAUUGUUAAAUAAAUACCUAAGUAAAAUACCUAUUAUUUACCAAUACUUGGAUUUUUGCUAGUGAUACCAAAGAUAUCAUUGUAUAUUGUUUUAACAUUCACAUAAGUUGGCCAAUUUAUUUGAUAAAGUUUGUAUGAUAUUGUAAAUAAUAAACGUUAUUAUUUUAA
Helicoverpa armigera (cotton bollworm) is the source of this 1747-nucleotide messenger RNA. RefSeq names its product inositol oxygenase. Lineage: Eukaryota; Metazoa; Arthropoda; Insecta; Lepidoptera; Noctuidae. The record is from RefSeq and is a predicted model, not a curated record. The transcript has 7 exons. Gene Ontology annotation, molecular function: iron ion binding; inositol oxygenase activity. Bases 137 to 1015 code for a protein of 292 amino acids. Gene Ontology annotation, biological process: inositol catabolic process. Gene Ontology annotation, cellular component: cytoplasm.